This is a messenger RNA of Galeopterus variegatus (Sunda flying lemur), 2149 nucleotides long. Its product is annotated as ubiquitin carboxyl-terminal hydrolase 1-like. NCBI's taxonomy places the organism in Eukaryota, Metazoa, Chordata, Mammalia, Dermoptera, Cynocephalidae. The coding region runs from base 17 to 925 and encodes 302 amino acids. The transcript has 2 exons. Gene Ontology annotation, molecular function: cysteine-type deubiquitinase activity; cysteine-type endopeptidase activity. Gene Ontology annotation, biological process: protein deubiquitination. Gene Ontology annotation, cellular component: cytosol; nucleus. The record is from RefSeq and is a predicted model, not a curated record.
AGAGCCAAAAACAGAAAUGAAGACCCUGAGAUGGGCAAUUUCACAGUUUGCUUCAGUGGAGAGGAUUGUAGGAGAAGAUAAAUAUUUCUGUGAAAACUGCCAUCAUUAUACUGAAGCUGAACGAAGUCUUUUGUUUGACAAAAUGCCUGAAGUUAUAACUAUUCAUUUGAAGUGCUUUGCUGCUAGUGGCUUGGAGUUUGAUUGUUAUGGCGGUGGACUUUCCAAGAUCAACACUCCUUUACUGACACCUCUUAAAUUGUCACUAGAAGAAUGGAGUAUAAAGCCAACUAAUGACAGCUAUGGAUUAUUUGCAGUUGUGAUGCAUAGUGGUAUUACCAUUAGUAGUGGGCAUUACACUGCUUCUGUUAAAGUUACUGAUCUUAACAGUUUAGAAAUAGAUAAGGAAAAUUUUGUGGUUGACCAAAUGUGUGAAAUAGGUAAGCCAGAACCAUUGAAUGAGGAAGAAGCAAGGGAUGUGGUUGAAAAUUACGAUGAAGAAGUAUCGAUUAGAGUCGGAAACACACAGCCAAGUAAAGUUUUGAGCAAAAAAAAUGUAGAAGCUAUUGGACUUCUUGGAGGACAGAAGAGCAAAGCAGAUUAUGAGCUACACAACAAAGCAUCUAAUCCUGAUAAGGUUGCCAGUACAGCAUUUGCUGAAAAUAGAAAUUCUGAGACUAAUAGUACUAAUGGGACCCAUGAAUCUGAUAGAAACAAGGAAUCCCGUGACCAUGUGGGCAUUAAUAUUAGUGGAUUUGAGAACAAAAUUUCGUAUGUAGUGCAGAGCUUAAAGGAGUAUGAGGGGAAGUGGUUGCUUUUUGAUGAUUCUGAAGUGAAAGUUACUGAAGAGAAGGACUUUUUGAAUUCUCUUUCCCCUUCUACAUCUCCUACAUCUACUCCUUACUUGCUAUUUUAUAAGAAAUUAUAGAGUUGAUGUAUUUUCCUUGUGUAUAUAUUAAAACAGGCCUGGACAAAAAUUGGUAAGGUUCAUUACAUCAAAGAGUUUUUAGCUUAUCUUUUGAAGCUACUGUGUAUUAUUGGUCUCUCUAGGUUUUUAUAUCAAUAGUAAAAUUUGAAUUAUUGAAAACCAUGUUAUUAGAAUUCAUUUUCCUUAGUAGAGACUAGUGAUGCAUUAGCUUCUGGGAAUAAACUUGUAUAGGUUCUUAAUUGAAUUAUCCCAAAUGGAAGCAUUUAAACACUUUUGAAUUUACACUCAUCUUUUGUUUUCUUUUUAAAAUAAAGUGCUUGUAUUUGUAUUCUCCAUAUUUUGGAGUAAUUAUCUACAUGAUGUUUAUAGGUCUUGUGGUUUUUCACUUAAAAAGCAGAGUCUCAUUCAGUACAUUUAGUUUUAUAACAGUCUUGAAGCCAAAUCUUUGGGCUGUAUCAGUGGCACAAAGUCUAGAAUGUGUGUAUUCACAGUGGUGUACAUUUUGUGCCUUGAGUCACUUUAAGUGUCUCAGAAAACCUGGACAGUCCCCUUCUGUCUUCACAAGAAUUUUAUAUGUAUUUAUGAAUAUGAUUCUCUAGUAAAUUUGGGGGCAUGGACUAAUUUGUAUCUCUUCAUACUUAUUCUGCACGAUCUGUAUAUAAUACAUCAAACUUAGAGGUGUGACCUUAAAUUUAACUUUUUUUAAAAAAAACUGGGAGGUCAAUAAAAUUUAAACUGCUUAAAAACUAUGUAUACAAAUGCUUGAAUUUUUUAACUUGCAUAUUUUUAUCAUAAAUACAGCUCUUUUAAGGAACAGAAUAAGGGUAUAAAUAUAGAAGAGAAUAAACAUGCACAAUUACCUUUAAUAAAACUCAAUUUUUUUUGGCAGUGAAGGUGAAGAAUUUUUCACAGAGAUGAAAACGCGUAGUCCAUCCAAGAGGUUUACAAUAAUUGUCGCCUCUAGUUGUCCUUUAAAGUAGACAUAUAAUUUAAUGGAUUCCAGAAUUGGAGUACUUAAGAUGAUGCUUUGGGCACACAUAAAAACUUGGUUAAAUUUUCAUUUUAAGUAUAGUAAACUAAACUGGUAAAUGAUCAUUUAUGACACAUUAAAGAACAUUCUUGGUAUUAAGAGUUUUUCUUAAAAAUGGCUCUAAAAAAUGUAUACAUGCUAUUGGAAUAACAUUGUUAUACCACAUUUCAACAAAUAAAGAGUACCUUGUCUAA